AAAAUUAUUAUUUUUGGGAAAAGGAAUUGUUUGUGCAGAUAGAUUGAGUGAGGACUGAAGAGAGCACCUCUCGGCUUUCACUCAGUCGUGCUCACUAGUAUUAUAUAUAUAUAUAUAUAUAUAUAUACUUCUAUUUAUAUAUUUUCCCCAAUUAAUCCUUUCAAUUACUCCAUUAAUCAACCUCCCACAUUUUAACCUCCUUUUCUCUUUCGAUAUGAUUCAUCUCUUUCUUCUUCAAAUUUUUUAGGGUUUACAAUUCCUGCAAUUAUAAUGGCGUCGAUUCCUGCUUUGCUACCUGAAAUUGCUUCCUCAUCUCACUGCUGUUCGCUUUCUUCUCGUCGCCGGACUACCAUUAUCAGUUAUUUUCUCUCUCUUCCUGAACUCCUACAUUGUUCGACAAGCUUCUACUCCUUUUCUUCCCUCUUUUGUUUCGCUUCCGGAAAUAAUAAUAGAAGUAAUUAUCAUCGUCAUCAUGAUUAUCAUUCAAGAUCUGUUCUGGUAAGAAAGAGAUGGAGAUUGAAUGCAAAUGCAUCUCCAUUGCGUGUUUUGGAUGCUCAUGUUAAUGGUCAUUCUUCUACUAAUCAUGUCGGCGUUGAGAUUCCCGUUACUUGUUAUCAGAUCAUAGGUGUUCCUGAUAAGGCAGAGAAGGAUCAAAUAGUGAAGUCUGUGAUGGAUUUGAAAAAUGCUGAGGUUGAAGAAGGGUACUCAGUGGAAGCUGUUGCAGCUCGUCAGGAUCUGUUGAUGGACGUUAGAGAUAAACUUCUUUUUGAGCCAGAGUAUGCUGGGGAUAUUAAGGAGAAAAUUCCUCCAAAGUCUACUCUUCGAAUUCCAUGGGCUUGGUUACCUGGGGCUCUUUGUCUUCUUCAAGAGGUUGGGGAAGAGAAGCUUGUUUUAGACAUUGGCCGAGCAGCUGUCCUGUGCCCUGAUUCCAAGUUACACGUUCACGAUAUACUUCUUUCUAUGGCUCUUGCAGAGUGUGCAAUUGCCAAGACCCAUCUGGAGAAGAAUAAAGUAUCUCAAGGAUUUGAAGCUCUUGCUAGUGCACAAUGUCUUUUAAGGAGUAAAACAUCCCUUGGAAAAAUGAAACUUCUUUGUGAGAUUGAAGGUUCUUUAGAAGAGCUAGCACCUGCUUGCACAUUGGAGUUAUUGGCAAUGCCUCAGACACCGGAUAAUGCUGAGCGCAGGCGUGGAGCAAUUGCAGCUUUGCAAGAAUUGCUGAGACAAGGUCUUGAUGUAGAGGCUACAUGCCUAGUCAAAGAUUGGCCUUGCUUCUUAAGCAAUGCACUGGGUAAACUCAUGGCUUCAGAGAUUGUUGCUUUGAUUCCUUGGGAAAGUUUAGCAUCAGUGCGGAAGAAUAAGAAAUCUCUUGGCUCUCAAAAUCAAAGGGUGGUGAUUGAUUUUGAUUGUUUCUACACUGCACUAAUGGCUCACAUUGCUUUUGGGUUCUGUAGUAGGCAAAAAGAUUUGAUCACCAAAGCAAGAUCAAUAUGCGAGUGUCUGAUGGUGUCAGAUGGUAUUGACUUGAAACUUGAAGAAUUAUUUUGCUUGUUUCUUCUUGGACAGGGUAGUAAGGCUGAUGCUCUUGAAAGGCUUCGCCAGGUUGAAUCUAUUAAAUAUUCGGCGUCAAGGAACUCACUUUUAAGAAAGAGCGAUAAAGAUGCUUCUGUGACAGAUUAUUCUUUGGAAAAGUUUCUGAAAGAUUCUGUGCUGUGCUUGUUUUCAGAUACACGAGAUUUUUCUCCAUCAUUGGCUGGGUUUUUUGGUCAGGAGAAGAAAGCCAUUGGCAACAAGCAAAGUCGAAAUCUGUCACCAGCUAUCCCAAAUGUGAACCGAAGAGUGAUAUCCCCUGCUGUUUCAUCUGAUCGAAUAGUAUCUGAUGAGCGUCUUGCUUCAUUGUUAUCAUCCCAACAUAUUGGGCCUUCUGUAAAGCCGUUGGCUCUUACUAACUUGGGAAGCCCAUUACAACAAGAAAAACCUGCCAUACAGAGUGUUCCUGAUUCCCCAUCACCACAGUUGAAGAGAGAACUUGGUAGCCACCAUCAGCAAGCUACUUUCAGCGGGAUGACUCAAGGAAAUAUUGUUGGGCGUAUAACAUUUGUCACAGUUCUAGGUUGUAUUGUCUUUGCAACCACUUCAAAGCUCCUGGGCAGGCAGAGUGCCCAUUUCUAUGACUCCAGAUUGGUCAAUAGAAGAACGACCUUGUCUUCUAUUAGUGGUCACUCUGAGCAUAAAAACAUGCAUGAAAACUUCACUUCAGCAAUGCAGCAGUUUUUAUCAAGUUUGAAAUCAGGAGUCAAAAAUCAUUCUAGCUCUGGAAACAGGCAGAAAUCAUCUCUUACUGCUAGCUUAUCGUCACCUGCGCCUGUUGCAUAUAAGACUAUAUUGACUCUUGAAGAAGCUGAAGCUCUCGUAAGGCAGUGGCAAGUGAUUAAAGCUGAAGCCCUUGGACCUGAGCAUCAAAUUCAUUUGCUCUUUGACAUUCUUGAUGAGGCUAUGCUGGUUGAGUGGCAAGCUUUGGCAGAGGCUGCGAGAGCCAAAUCAUGUUUUUGGAGAUUUGUUUUGCUGCAACUGUCCGUCCUACGUGCUGAUAUUUUCUCAGACAUCACGGGCACAGAAACAGCGGAAAUUGAUAUCCUUUUAGAGGAAGCUGCAGAGCUUAUCGGUGAAAAUCAACCAAAGAACCCAACGUAUUAUAGCACAUACAAAAUCAGCUACUUUCUAAGACGACAAGAAGAUGGAUCAUGGAAGUUCUGCAAAGCAGAUGUAGAUACUCCAUCCUGAAUCCUGAUAUUCAACUGUAUAUGAUAGCUGAGUAGUUAGGAACUUACUAAUUCUUUAGUUAAUUAAGUUGUUUUUACCACUAACCCAGACUUUGUAAAGAAUAGCUUAUGGUAGCGGCGUCUGUUCCCAUAUAGGAAUGUGUAUUUUCAAGAGCAAAUAGCGUGUGAUUUUGUUGGUGAGCUGAGCACUGCUGCUGAUUAAUUAACAUUUUUUACUUUGUAUGAAAAGAAUCAUUCUUUGUAUUCGUCACAUUGAUUGUUGGUGUACUAGUUGGACAAUUCCCACUAUUA
Amaranthus tricolor (Joseph's coat) is the source of this 3071-nucleotide messenger RNA. Its product is annotated as plastid division protein CDP1, chloroplastic. Gene Ontology annotation, biological process: chloroplast fission. The record is from RefSeq and is a predicted model, not a curated record. The transcript is spliced from 12 exons. Gene Ontology annotation, cellular component: chloroplast inner membrane. The coding region runs from base 271 to 2781 and encodes 836 amino acids. Lineage: Eukaryota; Viridiplantae; Streptophyta; Magnoliopsida; Caryophyllales; Amaranthaceae.